Molecule: messenger RNA, 708 nt
Organism: Temnothorax curvispinosus
Lineage: Eukaryota; Metazoa; Arthropoda; Insecta; Hymenoptera; Formicidae
Exons: 1
Coding region: 1-708 (235 amino acids)
Molecular function (GO): nucleic acid binding
Source: RefSeq, a predicted model, not a curated record
AUGUAUUUGGACUGCGGGACAACAUUCAUUGGAGCAGACGCCGCGCUCAAGAAAAUGUUCAUCCAGAGUUCCCAAGAACAUCAACGAAUCGCUCAAAUUCUACAACGUAAUUGCACCAUAUGGGAGUUCAACCCACCAGGCGCUCCACACAUGGGGAGCAAGUGGGAGGCGGUGGUGAAAUCCGUGAAGUUUCAUCUGAAACGGACUAUCGGGGAGACUUUACUCACGACGGAAAAACUCACAACGUUGCUUACGCAAAUCGAGGCCAUUCUCAACUCGCGGCCUUUAGAACCGUUGAGUGACGACCCUGAAGACGUCUCAGCGCUCACGCCAGGUCAUUUCCUCAUUGGAGGUCCAAUCACUACCAUACCCAAACUAUCUCUGAUUGACCUAGCAACCUCACGACUAUCUCGGUGGCAGCUCAUCCAGCAGCGUGUUCAACAUUUUUGGGCACAAUGGUCAGCUCAUUAUCUGCAACGCCAGCAGGCGAUAUCCAAGUGGCAUCAUCCUAACAACAACAUCAAGGUGGGUUUCAUCGUGCUGCUCACCGACGAACGCUCUCCACCGUGCAAAUGGCCACUCACCAGAGUAACAGCUUUGCACCCCGGCAAGGAUGGACUCACCAGGGUGGUUACCCUCAAGACGGCCACCACGACACUCACUCGGCCAAGUGCCAAGUUUGCCAUAUUACCCAUUUCAACCGGAUGA